AUGCGAGUUGAUUGCGGAAAACAGGACCACAAGGUGGAGGUGUGCCGGUCAUCCUCUUCGAUGCUUGGUGACCACACGUUCAUCGAUGCUUCUGACUCUCUGGAGGACGACUCCGUCCCUCCGCUGCAGAUUUCCUUUGUACAAAUUGGAGGCUUCACGGAUUCUGCCACCUCAGCCUACGACCCCACCGAUGGCCCUCCGCGGCUCGGAACCCCGCCACGGUCGUCCCGCCUGCCGUCGUCGAAGUCGCCGCUGCCAGUCCGGUUACCUGCAUGGGACGGGCGCCUCUGGCCGCCAACACGGCCCUACCUCCGGCCGCUGCUGGCGCCGCCGUGUCCCUCCGUUUUGCUGGUACCGAUGGACGCUGAGGCUGCCGUCACGCCGCCGCCGCCGUCGCCCAUGGAGGUCGUUGCUCCACCUGCUCAUCCGAGCAUACCCAGUGGCGGUGCGCGGCCUUGA
Messenger RNA from Schistocerca americana (American grasshopper), 459 nucleotides. Its product is annotated as neural Wiskott-Aldrich syndrome protein-like. The record is from RefSeq and is a predicted model, not a curated record. The coding region runs from base 1 to 459 and encodes 152 amino acids. The transcript has 2 exons. NCBI's taxonomy places the organism in Eukaryota, Metazoa, Arthropoda, Insecta, Orthoptera, Acrididae.